This is a messenger RNA of Closterium sp. NIES-67, 3402 nucleotides long. NCBI's taxonomy places the organism in Eukaryota, Viridiplantae, Streptophyta, Zygnematophyceae, Desmidiales, Closteriaceae. The record is from the annotation of a GenBank genome assembly.
CGAUCAAUGCCAGCUUCACCCGAGCAGGUGAACCUUGGCUCCAGUCUGGCAAACUGGACCCGCGUCACGCUGCACAGGCGCGGUAAUGGCGGACGCUGCAGAACCUCCUGAAGAGGCAUUUUGUACUUCCGCAGCGUUUCAACAGGCCGCGAAACUUCCGCGAACCAUUCUUCUGGACAUAUUUCAACGCCUACCCGCUGAAGGGGCAGGCGGGAUUAUUUGCGCCAUGCUCACUUGCAGGGACUGGCGCGAUGCGGUGGUCGCGGAGGAGCGGGAUGCGGGGGGCGCAGGGGGGGAGGCGUUCUGGCGGAGAGUGUUUGAGCGGAGGUUUGGGGGAAGGGCCGCGCACUGGAGCAGGGGGGAGCAGCCGCGCGCGGAGGGAGAGGGGGAGGGGGAGGGGGAGGGGGAGGGAGAGGGGGAGGGAGAGGGGGGCGGAGGGAGUGAGUGUGGUGUGUGGAAGAGGAGGUAUAGAGAGAGAGUGGAGGUGGGGAGGAACUGGAGAGAGGGGAAGUGCGGUGCGUGGGGGAUACACGGGGGGAGAGGAGAGGUGUGGGGAGAAGGGGGGGAGAGAGGAAAUACGGCGGAGGAGGAGUGGAGCGAGUUAGAAGCACCAAACGUGACGCAAGAAACACAGUCAGCAGCAACAGCAGCAGCUGCAACUCCAUCAUCAUCAGUACUAUUACCACCACCAUCAUCACCAGUAGCCAUUACUGUGAUCAAGGUAGACAACACCCUCCUCCUCCUCGGUACCUCCCACGGCCAACUGCAGGUUUGGCACCUCCCCUCUCACUCCCUCCUCACCUCCCUCUUUCACCCUCACCCCCUCCCCAUCACCUCCCUCACUCUCUCUGAAAGCCUCGGGGACCCCCCACGGGUGCCCCAACCGCUCUCCCACGCUGCAACUGGGUGUGCUUGUAACGAGGAUGGCUGCUGUGCUAGUCACGGGGAAAGCUGCUGUGCUUGUAACGAGGAUGGGUGGAGGCUAGUGGCGAGUGCAGCAGCGGAUGGGUCUGUGCGCGUCUGGAGCCUCCCGAGGUGGCCCACUGCCAACAGGCCGCCGUCAAAAGUGUUACAAUCAGAGCCACAAGUGACACAAGCAGGGGCGAAUGAGGCACCGGUACCAGCAGGGGCAACCGAGGCACCACCGGUACCAGCAGGGGCAACCGAGGCACCACCGGUACCAGCAGGGGCAACCGAGGCACCACCGGUACCAGCAGGGGCAACGGAGGCACCACCGGUACCAGCAGGGGCAACGGAGGCACCAACGGUACCAGCAGGGGCAACGGAGGCACCACCGGUACCAGCAGGGGCAACGGAGGCACCACCGGUACCAGCAGGGGCAACGGAGGCACCAACGGUACCAGCAGGGGCAACGGAGGCACCACCGGUACCAGCAGGGGCAACGGAGGCACCACCGGUACCAGCAGGGGCAACGGAGGCACCACCGGUACCAGCAGGGGCAUCGGAGGCACCACCGGUACCAGCAGGGGCAUCGGAGCGGCAGGGGUUCGGAGGGACAUGCAUCGCUGUCAUGCCUCGUAGAUCCGGGUCCUCCUCCCUGUGGUUCUUGGAAGGAGAGAUGGGGGAGAGACAAUUGUGGGAGGACCUAGAGCGAGCGAGAGGAGGGGGGAAUGGGGAGGGGGAGAUGGGGGAGAGACGACUGUGGGAGGACCUAGAGAGAGUGGGGUGGAGGCCGAGGAGGUGCAAGAGAGUGCCGAAGGAGAGGUGGGAGGGUGGAGGAAUGAGGGCGAGAGAGUCAGUCACUCGGCCAUGCCGUUACCAGGGAGAAAAGGUGGCAGCCACUCAGGUGUGCCCUCGUGCUUGCAAGGGAGACAUGGUGUGCCCUCGCCCUCGGUAUCUGCUGGGAGAGGGGAGGAGGGGUGGCGUUGACUCGUACAGCAUACACGUGUGGGACUUGGGCUCUGCUGGAUGCUCGUCUGCACCUGGUCAGCAGCGGUCAACGCAGGGUCAACAGAGGUCAACGCACAGUCAUCAGGAGUCAACGCACUGCCAACAUGAGUCAAUGCACAGUCAACAAGAGUCAAUGCACAGUCAACAGGAGUCAGCGCACAGUCAACAGCAGUCAACGCACGGUCAACAGCAGUCAACCCCCAAUCAACAGCAGUCAACGCAUGGUCAACAGCAGUCAACGCACGCAUCACAGCCAUCAUCGCACGUCCCAGCACAGGCCAAGUUGCAGCGUGUGUACCACCGGACCCUAGCCUUUGACUCCUGGACCGGCGUGGUUGCGGUAGCGGUGUCUGACACCGACGCUUACACUCCCAAUCACUCUCACAUUCGAUUGCAGCACGUUCUUUCCAGUCACACCCUGCUGGACAUCCACCCCUGCUGCGAAGCCUCUGAUACAGUCACAGACGUGGCGUUCAGCCACUCAGAGCGGCACACGUGGCGGCUUCUGAUCGGCUCGAUGCUCGGGGUGAUCCGUGUGUAUGACUUGGAGAGAGGAGGAGGGAGAGGGAGUGGCGGAGGAUCUGGAGAGAACCGAGGAGAAAGUAGGGUAGGAGGGGGGCUGAACAGAGGGGGGAGUGGGGGAGGAGGAGGGGGAGAGAACCAAGGGGGGAGUGGCAUCCGGCCAUCUAUCAUGUUCUCCAUCAAGCUGUGGGAGCAGAUGAUGCAGUUCUCACUCAACGAGCGCAUCUUCUGCCUCACUACCGCCAUAAACAACACUCAAGAAGGUAUCCCUGGGUCCGCCUUCGCUCGGGUGUGGGAUGUGGAUGCUGCUGCUGUGGCCGCCCACCUCUGCCAGGUGCUGCCAUGUGCUGGCAGGUGCUUCCAUGUGCUGGCAGGUGCUGGCAGGUGCCGGUGCUGGCAGGCGCGGCCCCCUUUCACGGAGGUGCUUCACUUGGACUCCCAGCAGCCCUGCAUCUCCCCCACCACUGCCACUGCUGUACUGCUACGAGCCGAUGGGGCCAUCGCUCUGUGGACCACCACUCAGUGCAGCACUGACACUCAAUGCAGCAAUGAUAAUGAAACCGUUACAUCUCACUGCAUUACAUCUGACAGCUCUGAUGCAGCACUUGCUCCUCAUCCUUCCCAGCAGUGCCAGGAUGGCUUAGUCUAUCUGCCCGGCCCUCCUCUGUGGCAACCCCAAUCAAAUCUCCCUUCUUGUGCUGCUGCCUCGUCUGCUGCCGCUGCUACUGUUGCUGCUGAUGGUGAUGGUGGUGGUGGUGAUGGUAGUGAUGGGAACGGUGGGGGUGACAUUGGUGAUGGUGACAAUGGGGAUCAGGACAAUAGUGAGUGGGUUAUUGCGGACAGCAACUGGAGAUGGCUGGUUGUGGCACGAGGAAAUAAAGCACAUGUGCACGACUUCAUUCUGCGCUAAAUGUUUCGUUGUAGUGUACCACGAACAAUAAUAUCGGUUAUGAUCAUGCGGCUCCGUGG